AUGCGACCUCGCCCCAGACCGAGGCGGACCUCGCGUCCGGUGCCGAGCGAGAGCACCGCCGCCUACCUCUCGGGCAACAAGGAGGGCGUUACUGCCGUAUACGUCCUGCCUCGUGCCGGUACGAUCUCGCCCUGGUCGUCCAAGGCGACCGACAUUGCCAAGCUGUGUCGCCUCGGUCAGCACGUGAACCGCAUCGAGCGCGGCGCGCUCUAUCUUCUCGGCGGCUCCAACAUUCAGCUUGACAAGCUCGAGAAGCAGCUGCACCUCAUCCACGACCGCAUGACACAGGUCGUCAGCACCUCGCUCCCUGCCGCCGAGGAUGUCUUCCCCCCCGCCGCGCCCCAGCCCGACCCCCUUGUCACCGUCCCCAUCCUCGGCGCCAAGGACCCCAAGGCCGUCCUCGAGGAGGCCAACGCCCGUCUGGGCCUCGCCCUCUCCGACACCGAGAUCCCGUACCUCGUCGACUCGUUCCUCGCCGCGGGCCGCAACCCGACCGACGCCGAGCUCUUCAUGUUCGCCCAGGUCAACUCGGAGCACUGUCGCCACAAGAUCUUCAACGCCGCCUGGAACAUUGACGGCGCCGACAAGGAGAACUCGCUCUUCGGCAUGAUUCGCAACACCGAGAAGCAGUGCAACUCGAACGGUACGCUUUCGGCGUACCACGACAACGCGGCUAUCCUCGAGGGCUUCACCGCUCCCCGCUUCGCCGUCGCCGACAACAAGGGUACCUACGGCGCCAAGGAGGAGCCGAUGCCCAUCCUCAUCAAGGUCGAGACGCACAACCACCCGACUGCCGUUUCGCCCUACCCCGGAGCUGCUACUGGUUCCGGUGGUGAGAUCCGUGACGAGGGUGCCACCGGCCGUGGUUCGCGUCCCAAGGCCGGUCUUGCCGGUUUCACUGUCUCGGACCUCCUGAUCCCCGGUUUCGAGCAGGCCUGGGAGUCGGACAUUGGCCGUCCCGGUCACAUUGCGUCCGCGCUCGACAUCAUGAUCGAGGCUCCCCUCGGUGCUGCCGCCUUCAACAACGAGUUCGGCCGCCCCGCCCUCGGCGGCUACUUCCGUACCUUCCUCAUGGAGGUGCCCUCGGCUGACGGCAGCCCCGAGUGGCGCGGCUACCACAAGCCGAUCAUGAUUGCCGGUGGUCUCGGCACCGUCCGCCCCGAGUACGCGCUGAAGGAGAAGAUCACUCCGGGUGCCAAGGUCAUCGUCCUCGGUGGCCCUGGUAUGCUCAUCGGUCUCGGUGGCGGUGCCGCCUCGUCCAUGGCCUCGGGCGCCUCGUCGGCCGACCUCGACUUUGCCUCUGUCCAGCGUGAGAACCCCGAGAUGCAGCGCCGCUGCCAGCAGGUCAUUGACGCGUGUGUCAACCGUCCCCAGUCCGAGGGCGGCAACCCGAUCCAGUCGAUCCACGACGUCGGUGCCGGUGGUCUCUCGAACGCCCUGCCGGAGCUCGUCCACGAUGCCGGUCUCGGCGCCGUCUUUGAGAUUCGCGACGUGCUUGUCGACGACCCCAAGAUGUCCCCCAUGGAGAUCUGGUGCAACGAGUCGCAGGAGCGCUAUGUUCUCGCCGUUGCGCCCAAGGACCUCCCCGUCUUCGAGGAGAUGUGCCGCCGCGAGCGCUGCCCCUUCGCUGUCGUCGGUACCGCCACCGAGGAGCAGCGUCUCGUCGUGACCGACCGCCUCCUCGGCGAGAACGCUAUUGACAUUGACAUGGGCGUCCUCUUUGGCAAGCCGCCGCGCAUGCACCGCAAGGCCGAAACUGUUCACCCGAAGCGCGAGGCCUUCGACGCCACGCUCAAGCAGUACUCGCCCUCUGCCACCCUCACCGAGGCCGCUGACCGUGUUCUCCACGUCCCCAGCGUCGGCAGCAAGGGCUUCCUGAUCACGAUUGGCGACCGCUCCAUCUCUGGCCUCGUCACGCGCGACCAGAUGGUCGGUCCCUGGCAGGUCCCCGUCGCCGAUGUCGCCGUCACCCGUUCCUCGUUCGGUUUCGACGUCAAGGUCGGUGAGGCCAUGGCGAUGGGCGAGCGCACGCCCCUCGCUCUGCUCUCUGCGGGCGCGUCGGCCCGCAUGGCCGUCGCUGAGGCGCUGACCAACCUCGUCGCCGCCUCCGUCCCCGACAUGGGCAAGACCAAGCUGUCGGCCAACUGGAUGUCGGCCGCGUCUGCGCCCGGCGAGGGCUCGCGCCUCUACGAGGCCGUGCAGGCUAUUGGCAUGGAGCUCUGCCCCGCCCUCGGCGUCGGCAUCCCUGUCGGCAAGGACAGCAUGUCGAUGAGCAUGCGCUGGGGCGACAAGAGCGUCACUGCGCCCCUCUCGCUUAUUGUCACCGCGUUCGCGCCGACCGACAACGUUUCGGCGACCUGGACGCCGCAGCUGCGUACCGACGUUGGCGAGACGACGCUCGUCUUCGCCGACCUCGCGCAGGGCAAGCAGCGACUUGGCGGCUCCGCCCUCGCGCAGGCGUACAAGGCGCUCGGCUCCGAGGCGCCCGACGUCGAGGACGCGUCCGAGCUCAAGGCCUUCUUCACCGCCGUGUCCGAGCUGCACAAGGGCCAGACCGUGCUGGCAUACCACGACCGUUCCGACGGUGGUCUCUUCACCGCCGUCGCCGAGAUGGCCUUUGCGGGCCGCUCAGGCGUCGAGCUCACCCUCGACGGCUACUCGACUGGCGACGCUGCCGCGGCGCUCUUCAACGAGGAGCUCGGUGCCGUCUUCCAGGUGCGCAACGCCGACCUUGCCAGCUUCACGGCCGCGUUCACGGCGGCAGGCUUCCCGACGCAGCGCCUGCAUGCCCUCGGCCGCGUCCUGGGCCAGGGCGAGCAGAAGCUGUCUAUCGUCCAGAACGGGGCCGAGAUCUUCGCCUCGACCCGUGGCCAGCUGCAGCAGGCGUGGGCCGAGACCAGCUACCGCAUGCGGUCGCUGCGCGACGCGCCCCUGGGCGCCAAGGAGGAGUUUGACGCCAUCCUCAGGGAUGACGACAAGGGUAUCCUGUACGACGUCAAGUUUGACUUCCUCACCUCGCCUCCGCCCGGUCGGGAGGGUGCGCCCAAGGUCGCGAUCCUGCGCGAGCAGGGCGUGAACGGGCACAUCGAGAUGGCGUGGGCGUUCCACGCGGCGGGCUUCGAGAGCGUCGACGUGCACAUGUCGGACAUCAUUAGCGGCCGCGUGGGUCUGUCGCAGUUUGCGGGUCUCGCUGCCUGUGGCGGAUUCAGCUACGGCGACGUCCUGGGUGCCGGACGGGGAUGGGCGAACAGCGUGCUUCUCAACCCCAAGGCGAGGGAGGAGUUCGAGGCCUUCUUCAAGCGGCCCGACACGUUCGCGCUCGGUGUGUGCAACGGAUGCCAGUUCUUCGCACAGCUGCGCGACCUCAUCCCCGGCGUCAGCGCGUGGCCCGAGUUCAAGACGAACCGGAGCGAGCGCUUCGAGGGCCGCGUGUGCAGUGUCACCAUCACGCCCGAGGCGGCGCGCAACGUGCUCCUCCGCGGCAUGGAGGGCUCCACGCUCCCCGUGGCCGUGGCGCACGGCGAGGGCCGCGCCGCCUUUGACGCCAAGGGCAGCCUCGACCAGCUGGAGAAGGAGGGCCUCGUGCCCGUCCGCUACGUCGAUGCACAGGGCAAGGUGACGCAGGAGUACCCGCUCAACCCCAACGACUCGCCGCACGGCAUCUCGGCCGUCCAGAGCCCCGACGGACGCGUCCUCGCCAUCAUGCCCCACCCCGAGCGCGUCGUUGCCGCCGAGUCCAACUCUUGGUUCCCGCCCCAGCUCGGCGAGGCGUGGAAGGGUAAGGGCCCUUGGUUCCGUCUGUUCCAGAACGCGUACGAGUUUGCGGCCAAGCAGUAA
Trichosporon asahii var. asahii CBS 2479 is the source of this 3837-nucleotide messenger RNA. RefSeq lists its product as uncharacterized. Gene Ontology annotation, molecular function: phosphoribosylformylglycinamidine synthase activity. The coding region runs from base 1 to 3837 and encodes 1278 amino acids. The record is from RefSeq and is a predicted model, not a curated record. The transcript has a single exon. Gene Ontology annotation, biological process: 'de novo' IMP biosynthetic process. NCBI's taxonomy places the organism in Eukaryota, Fungi, Basidiomycota, Tremellomycetes, Trichosporonales, Trichosporonaceae.